AUGGCUGCCCGGGCCGCGGAAUCAAGCUGCAUUAUUGCGUGGCGACAGAAGGCUUCGGCCCAGGUCCGGAAAGCCCACGAGCACAUAAACGUGUCGAAGGGGCAGGCCACUUCGUUCCAGCACUCCGCCAAGCUCCUUCACUUGCUGCGAAGCUUUUCCGGGGACAUGGCGAUGUUCGACCAAGUCGCCGCUGCAAGCAAGGCGGGCAAACUGCCAUUGCAACAUGCGGCCAAGCGCCCGGAGGUCAUGCCUCUCUGUCACCUCGUGGACCAACACACCUACCGCGGCAUCGCCCACGUCCUUGGGGAAGGCGCAGAGUCCACCUUCGCUUUGCGCUUCCAGUCGCUUUUCAGCAAGUGCACGGGUUUCAACCCGCGCCUGGCCGAUCCGGAAGGCUUCGAGUCCAGGAUUGAGGUGCAGAGGGCCCGCUUCGCUCAGCAGUGCUGCCUCAAUGCUGCGCAGCAGAAGCCAAAGACUCUGCUUCCUCUCAUCUCUGAUGGUGCCUGGGUCAGCCUGGAGCUUGAUCCCGGCGUCCUCUCUGCUGCCGUCGGCCCCGUGCCCACGAAGGUCCGAGGCAAGCGCGGAAGCCGAGACCUGUUGGUCUUACUGGGGGUACGGUGUCCGGAAGACGAGGUCGUCAUGCAGAAGCCAGCAAGGGCCACACGCGACCUCUUUGGCGACCUGACAGACCAGGAGCGGACCGAAGCUGUAGCUGCCGUUCGCAGCCAGCAGCUUCGAGUGCAGUCACUGCUGCUUCCAGGCCUGCACGAGGCCAAGUUCGUUGAUGGGUCUUGGCACGUCGAUGGCACCAAGUGGGCCGACCUUGUGAGCAAGGGCAUCCGGAUCAAGGUGCCGCAGGUGGCCGCACCCUCUUGGUGCGACACCUUGAACAGCAAGAAUGCAGAAGCCUUGCUACGGAAUGACGCGGCUCUGGAAGAGGCCCUCGGAGUUACCGGAGCCGGCAUGAUUCCACGUGCAGAGGAGGUGGUGCUGACCCUGGUGAGCUCCUUGCCGCAUGCAGUGUCGCUGAGGGCUGUCUCCCUCCUUCGGCAACAGUAUGUGAGUGUCUCCAUGCCAACGCCUUCGCUGCAGGGCGGUUUGGCCGAUCAGCUGGCUGCCUACGACGGAGAUUGGCUGGUGUAUCGACUGCUGGUCCUCAUUUCGCGCACUGCCCCGACAGCGCUGCGUCCCACGAUGCCACCGAACUUCACUGUGACCAAUCCCGUCAUCCUGCGGGUGGUUGAAGGAUGGAUAAUGGCUGGUGUGGAGCGGGCCAUGCUCCGCCAAAAUGCUGCUGCCUCCAUACCCAAAAGCUCUGCUCAGUGGGAGGGGCAUACAUCCUGGACUGCCAUGUCACAUGCCGACGAGUCUCUCCUGGAGCACCAGCGUGAAGCCGUCGACAGGAUGCACCAGCGAGAUCGGGAAAUGAAAUGUGGAGGACACUUCCUCAUCAUGGACACUGGCCUGGGCAAGACGGUGACAUCACUGGUCUACGCCUACAGGUGGCUUUGCAGCACAGGCGGCAAGGCAGUGCGACGAAUCCUUUGGGUCACCCCAGCCGGCACGGUGGAGAAUCUGGUGAAGCAGCUAUGUCAAACGUGGCAUUGUCCCACGCACGUUGUGCCACGGAUCUCAUCCGCCAAAAAGCCCAAAGCCGGGGAAGGAUUCGAGCUGGUUCUCAAGGAUUUCAUGGUGAAUGUGAUCCACGCAGAUCACCUGCGAACUGCCAUCGACAAAGGCUUGGCCGAGCAGGCUACAUCCUCGUUCAUCAUCUUUGAUGAAGUGGAUGAGAUGUAUGCACCAACACUGCGAACUUCUGCGGCCCGCAGACUGUGCCAACUCUGCCCAAAGUUCGUCGCGCAAACAGCGACCCCAAUGCGCAAGAACGAGUCACAGUUAUUGGCAUGGUUGGCGGACACAUGCUCAUUCCCGGUUGAUACCAAGAAUUGGCUUGUGGCGGCCUCUGGAAUGGUGUCGAUGCAGCUGGAGCUAGGAAUUGCAGCUGUCGAGGAAGACAUUCUCGUGCCGAUGGUAGAUGAGGUUCGCGCUCUGUGCCGCAAGCUGCUCUCCUCGAGCUCUACCGUGCGAUGGCUGGAGAUGGCACGUGUGGUGCAGGAACACACAGACAAGGCCAUGGCAGAGGCGGCAGUGAAAGCUGCAAAGCAGGACCGCAAAUCCCACGCGGACGGUGGAGUUCUUCUGGUUGCCGAUUCGCUGCAGCAUGCCGCGAAGCUGAGAGAUCUUUGCAGCCCUCAUCUUCCUACGGGCGACUUCGCCUCCUUAGAAGCGCCAGAUGCAAAGCGCUUUGCAAUCGUUGUGGUCACGAAGGACAAAGAUCGGGGAUACAACUCCGCAAGGCGCCUCGGAGUCAUGGUGACCGGAGCCUAUGCAGGCAACGCUGCAUCGAGACAUCAGCUGCGCGGUCGACUGCGACGUCUGGGGCAGAAGCGCAAGGAGGUAAGGUUCGUGACCGUCUGCAUGGAGAAUUCUAUCCUCCACCUGCUUCAUCAACGCCACAGUGCUGUGGAUACGAUGAACAUUUCGCUCGAGCAGCUUGGACAGCGCUUCAGCGCAGAGGCAGCAAAGGUCUUUGCCAUCAGAAGAUUUGCCGAGGGUCAGACGACGACACUGCCCUCCGCUAUGGCACUUCGCCUGGUCUUGGGGGCGAAACCCGGCGCUGGCAGGCUGCUGGCAAAGCUGUCGGAUAGCUUUGCGGCUCUCUGCUCCCAAGCGCCUCUUAAGCCAUCGGACGAGGAAGUGUUGCCAUUCUUGACACAGCUGCAGCUCGCGGUGGAGGCCCUUCCCGCACAGCGCGGCGUUCAGUUCCUGGGCUUGGGCCUGUCCACCCCGUCGGGAACACUGCGGGAGGCUUUGACAGGGGAAGUUGACGGCCUCUCCGCGCUCCAUCCGGGAAACCUCCUGCUUUGGCGAGGUUGCACGUCCGUGACCUCUGAUCCCAUGCUGGCCAAGGAGGCCGCAUUGGAAGGAGGAAGUGUUGCACUCGUUUUCAAGGGAGCCACGGCCGCCCCGGCCUUUGAAGAUGUGACCUCCCAGCCACGGUGGGCUGUGGCAGCUGCCACCGUCAUGGCGGCUUUGGCCAUGCGAAAGUACAGCAGAGUGGCGUUGGCAGCAAAGGGCAGCAAGAAGCCAAUGCUUCGUAACAUGGAAGCACCGGAGACUGCGGAUGCUGUGCGCGAGGAGCGCAAGAAGGGUGCUAAGCGGGUGCGUGGAGGCGAGAAAGGGCAGAGGUUCUUCAGUACCCGCAACCGCAAGUUCUGGGACUUCACGAAUUGGCCACGCACAUACUGGCAGCGCCAGUGGGAGAAGAAGGACUUCCUCUACGCUCUCUUCUUUGGCGCAAUCCACGUAGGAGCCUGCUUCGCACCAUUUUACUUCACGUGGAAGGCCUUCGCCUGCUUCUUUGUCGGCUAUGUCAUCACCGGAAUGCUCGGCAUUACGCUGUCGUACCAUCGACAGCUUGCCCACCUCUCCUUCAAGAGCCCAAAGAUCGUUGAGUACUUCCUUGCCUACUGCGGAUCCUUGGCGGUGCAAAGCCAUCCCAUCAACUGGGUGUCCUCUCAUCGACAUCAUCACGGCGCCACUGACACGGCCAACGAUGUGCACUCCCCGAAGGAUGGCUUUUGGUGGUCCCAUGCCGGCUGGCUCCUCGACCAGAAGGGCACGUGGAUGAGGGUGGACCGCUCCAACGCCGAAGACCUGAGCAAGCAGUGGUUCUAUCGCUUCAUGCAGAAGACCUACGCACUCCACGCCAUCGUGCUUCCCAUCAUCGGUCUCUACUACUUCGGCGGCCUGCCCUGUGUUUUUUGGGGCUUCUUCGCCCGCACCGUGUGGACGUGGCAUGUGACCUGGGCGGUGAAUUCCGUCAGCCAUGUUUGGGGAUUCCAGGACUGGAACACCGGCGACAUUUCGAUGAACAAUUGGCUGGUUGGUAUCCUGGCAUUCGGUGAAGGAUGGCACAACAACCACCAUGCCUUCGAGACUUCGUGCAGGCAUGGGCU
Molecule: messenger RNA, 4019 nt
Organism: Symbiodinium sp. CCMP2456
Lineage: Eukaryota; Dinophyceae; Suessiales; Symbiodiniaceae
Source: the annotation of a GenBank genome assembly